CUUUUUCAUUAUCUCCCUUGCAAUGUUCUUAAUAAUUAUAAUUAUUACUUCAAUUCCCCACAACUUAAUAUCUUAGCUACCUGUAUGAAUUAUGAUUAACUCAUCCAUGAACCACAAAAAUCUUCACGGCGGGGAGGAUGAUGAUAGAAAAGAACCCAUCAACAGAUAUAUUACUAUUUAUAGCGGAGAGGAAGGCGGCGAGGCAAAAGAACGGCCGGCGGGGGCGGUGGAGGAGGGCGGCGACAUCCCGGCGAGGGAGCGGCUGAAGAGGCACCGGCGGGAGGUGGCGGGGCGGGUGUGGGUCCCGGAGAUGUGGGGCCAGGAGGAGCUUCUCAAGGAUUGGGUGGACUCCAGCUGCGCUUUUGAUGCCUCUUGGAUGAACGCCAGCAUUAUCUUAGCUCGUUCCGCUCUGGUGGAAGCCGCCGGCAGAACAACGCCGCCGCAGCAGCCUCGCCGUCCCGCUUCCGCCGCCACCAGAUAAAGAUCAAUAAUAGACAACACUUGUUAGUUUGUUUAAGAAGUACUACAAUAUAAUAUUCUUUCUUUCUUUUGGUUAUUCCACUCUUCUUGAAUUUAGUUGUUUGUUUCCAAAAUACUUUAGAUUCAAGUCUGUCUGUAACUAAAUAAAAUCCAGCUCUCUUUGCCACAACUUUCAACCUUAUUUUAAGGGAUAAAAAAUGCUAGAAUGCCACCAAAAGAUUGUUACCUUUGCACCGUUAAUUAUUAUCUAUGUCGCACAGAUGAUUAUCAUCUGUGUUAUCUGUGCGAAACUUGGAUGCACCAUU
Messenger RNA from Cuscuta campestris, 785 nucleotides. The record is from the annotation of a GenBank genome assembly. Lineage: Eukaryota; Viridiplantae; Streptophyta; Magnoliopsida; Solanales; Convolvulaceae.